AGGGUUACCCCAAAAAUGAGACCAUAAAGACGACCUGAAACUAUUUAAAUCUGACGAUUCCAAAGAUGAAUUGAGUCUUCUUUAUCUGGCUUAUUCAAUGAUUACGGUGGCAUGGAAUCAGAAAUAUAGUGAAAUAUAAAUAUUCUCUACAGUCGUCUCUGCAAAGUCUCAUCCUUUACAUAUAUGUAACCCUGUUUAAAAUAUAUUUAUUCCGCUAAAAUAUAAAAUUUACAAUUCCGCACAGUUUAAUAAAAACCUUCAAGUGAUAAUAUCCGCUGAACAAAGACUUAACUAAUCUUGUAAACAUCUAAUUUAAGAAGAUAAAAUGGAUUUCAAGAUAAAACUAGUUUGUUUGUUUUUACUGAACUUAACUCUUGGCGAGGGUUCUGAAAUAUGGUUUGGACCUGACGACUUUGAGACAGAGGGAUUCGAUUUUACCGUUCUGCAGUUUCUAGAGGAAAUGAUUGUCAAUUCUCCAGACUGUGAAGAUCAAAAACUUAUCGUUAAACGAUAUGCUUAUCCUCUGCUUGAAGAUGGGGUUGUAGUUAAUUCAACUCUAGAUGUAGCAUCUCCGACCACUGUCAAACAAGUGAAUAAAGUCUACACUCUUCUUAGUCGAGGAGGAAAUCAAACUUAUUUAGGUAAUUAUCCAAAUGAAUACCUGGACCCUCCUUCCCUGCUUCCAUACAAUUUCCAGAGUAAAAAAUAUCCUUUGGGCGAUGGACAACCCCUGAUGAUAGAUCAAAGGUAUUUCCAAGAAAGUCUUAAAGGAGGAUUCUUCAUAGAGGCCGGAGCUUUUGAUGGAGAACUCGAAUCAACCACCCUAUAUUUCGAGCAAAAACAUGGCUGGAGUGGACUACUAGUCGAACCUUUACUUAAAGAAUACAAACAGCUCAGAGAAGUUAACCGGAAAGCGUGGAGUGUACACACUUGCCUUUCUCCAAUUGAGAAACCUAAAACUAUUAUUUUCACAGAUUUUAGUUCUGAUUUGACGGGAGCUGGAAUAUUAGAAGACAACAAUAGAGAAAAUAAAAUUGUAAAAGGAACUGAAAUGCAAUGUUUGCCCCUCACUUCCCUCAUCCUUGCGCUAGGAAACCCAAGGGUUGAUUACUUAAGCUUGGAUAUAGAAGGGGCAGAGUAUAAUGUGUUGAAGACGAUAGAUUGGUCUAGGGUAGAUAUCAGGGUGAUAUCAGUGGAGACUCAAUUUAUCUCUGAGUUUGGAUUGGAGAGUACUGAUCUUCAUAAUCUUCUUACUUCACAAGGAUAUAUACUGUUGGACCAUAUUUCUCGAGAUACAGUGUAUUUUCAAGCACCCAGCCCCCAUCUUCAACAUAUUAAACCCAACCUACCCUAUCUACCCUCUAGUUCAAGGAACCUUAAUAUCAAGGUAAUCUACCUCAUCUUCUACAUAUUAAAUCCAACUUACCCUAUCUACCCUCUAGUUCAAUGAACCUUAAUAUCAAGGCAAUCUACCUCAUCUUCAACAUAUUAAACCAACCUACCCUAUCUACCCUCUAGUUCAAGGAACCUUAAUAUCAAGGUAAUCUACCUCAUCUUCUACAUAUUAAAUCCAACCUACCCUAUCUACCCUCUAGUAAAGGAACCUUAAUAUCAAGGUAAUCUACCUCAUCUUCAACAUAUUAAAUCCAACCUACCCUAUCUACC
Eurytemora carolleeae is the source of this 1665-nucleotide messenger RNA. RefSeq lists its product as uncharacterized. Lineage: Eukaryota; Metazoa; Arthropoda; Copepoda; Calanoida; Temoridae. The transcript is spliced from 13 exons. The record is from RefSeq and is a predicted model, not a curated record. The coding region runs from base 326 to 1450 and encodes 374 amino acids.